UAAGUCAUGCAUCAUAUGAGUGAUAAUGGAUAAUGGUAGUACUGCUGUUCUACAAAGAUUCAAUGUACGAGUUGGACCAGGGAUAAAAGCUGGGAAGGCUUACCCUCGAGAUGUAACUCAACAACAACAACAAUCAGCAGAAAAGAAGAGUUCCACCCAGGAAAAAUGAUUUGCAGGGCAAUGAGUCUGAAGAAAAAAGGAAUCUUCUUAAAUGUGGGAUUUGCAGAGAAGUUUUUAUCUCUAUACAUGAUAUCAGCAAUCAUCUAAAGCACCGGCACUUUCAGAUCCAGGCAUUUGAUUGUGGCGUGUGCAUGAAAUUCUUCCCAUUUCACACUGAGUUGGAAGCCCAUUUGCUUGAUGACCAUUUACAAUCAGACACAGGACCAGCACCUAUCCUAAAGGCACCUCACAUAGACGUGGGUGAGAUAGAAGCCUUCAUUAAGAACAGUGACAUGCGGGAGAGGGUGGAAUUGCAAUGCCCUUUGUGUGGUUGCAUGUAUGAUAAGCUCGCUCAGUAUCAGGACCACAUGAGUGCUUCACAUCGAGGAAAGGCCUGGGAUAAAGAUGGCUUGUGCAGUGCUGUUCUCAAGGUUACAACCGUUAAGAGCACCUCAGUAAAACCCGUCAUAAAAGAUGAUCCGACUGAAGCAGUUCCUGGGAAAGUGUACUCAUGUGACCGUUGUGAUCAGAAGGUGUUCGGGAGAGAGCCAAUGAAAAGACAUGCUGCUACUCAUCAUGAAAGUGAAAUUAUCCAGUGUGCAACUUGUUGCGAAUUCUUCAUCACUCACGCCUCCUACAUUGAGCACAAGAAGAAAGCUCACCUCACUCUCUUAAAUUUGAAUGUGAAGCAGAACAAGCAUGGUGACAUUAUAGGAGCUUCUUUGGAUGAUAUUCUGAAAGCCAAUGACUGUCUUUCAAAAUCAUGCUCUGAUACUGAAUCGAAAGUGAAGCCUGUUGAAACACCACUAAGUAAACUUGAUGAUGCCAUCUACAUUGAUCUUGAUUCAAAAUGGACAAUCACUCAUGAAACAGUACAAGUGGAACCUCUCAAAAACACCAAAAAAGAGGACAAAUCCAACCCUGACCUUGGAACUAUUCCGAAGAUAAAAGAAAUUGUAGAAACAAGUAACUUACCAAUGAGUGGGAUAACAAGACCAGACUGGAAGACACACAAACGUGAGAGAUCAGAUGACUCGCUGCCAGAUCCCGACAACCCCAUGUACAAUCUACUGCUGCUGUCAAAGAGUGCGGUCAGGGAACAGAAGCGUAUUGCAGUUGAGAGUGAUGGAAAUGAAAAGGAAGAAAUGUGCGGUACAGCACAACAAAUAACAGCAGAGCAAACAACAGGGCAGAGCGAGAGUGAGUUCUGCGUGAGAAAGAAGCUUGUGUGUCAUGAGGAGUUGCUGGAAAAGGAGGGAUCAGACACUGGGCCACAUUCUGAAGAGUACCGAGCCAGGUUCUUCCUUAGUGUUUUCCAUGCAAUGACUGGUUUGGCAGCAAUGGCGUUUUGGCAUCUUCAAAAGAACAUUGCUGUGUAGCUGGUGGUCGCUAAAACAGUUUUUGAAAAAGUUUCCUUGCUAAUUUGAGGUCCUGAUGAUGCCACAUAUCAUGCAGUGCAGUGUUCAAAUCUUUUGAUUAUCCCAAUCUUUUUUACUUUUGACAAUAGUUUCACUCAAGUUUCUUAACGUCCUGGCGAAGUUGAGUUGACCCUGUAGUUUUUAUGUAAGAAUAUUUCAGUAUUUUCUUCUCUUCAACGAAAAAGUGCAAGAGACCUCUUUGUUAAUCGUAAAUUAUCUGAAGAUAUCAGAUUUCAGUUACUGUAAAGGUUUUGCUGCAUGCGUUAACGUUGUGUUCAUGAACUUUCUUCAUACUCUUAUAUUUGAAAAGAAAAUUGAAAAAGGAAAAACAACUUGUUGCCGAGAGUGUUUCAGACCUUGACUAAUGAUAAUAUGAUGAUAACGUUACCAUAAUUUAUAUCCUCUAACUGAUUAAAUACCCUGUUUGCUUUAAUCUUACCUAAAGACUAAUUAAUGGCCAAGAACUGUCUUGUGGGUGCUUGUAUUAUUGAUUAAACAAGUUAGAUUAUUGAUAUCAUUCAAAAUAGAUAUCAAAAUUAUUUUAUUACACAUUUUAUUUAAAAAGUUUGAAAAGUUUAGAAAACUGUGUAAUUCGGUGAAUAUUUAACUGAUAUGUUAUACACAAACAAUUACCAAUCAUACUAUCAGUUUAAUGAUAGUGUUACAGUUGAUAUGCAAUUAAUUGCACCUUUUUAAGAGUUGUUCACUAAAUUAAGAAGUGUUAUUCAGCCCAACUAAUGGGUCCCAUAAUUAUGUUUUUUCUAGAGUUCAAUGUGAGAUGUCAAACUAUUUCACUUUUUAAACAUUUUAUACCCAUGAAUUCAUUUUGAGUGUAUUUUCAACGUUGUGUUGUGUUCUUUGACUUCACAUUAAUGCACACCUAUUAACAUUGUUUGAUAAUACCUUAAAUCCGAAAAUCCGGCUACUCAUCAUUUGGCUUUAAAUGAUUUUAUAUCGAAAAGCUGCCAUAAGAUUUGGUCAAUUCCUGGUGCGAUAAUUAAUUUGGUAUGGAAAUGUAUGGGCGGAGCUUGGUUCAUAUUUCCAACCAACUUAUAUUGAGCAAGGACGUAACAUUAAAAUGAUUUUAUCGCCAGGAAAAUACAAGGGGGUAAUAUUUAGCUGUGGAUUUUAAUCAACAUCCAAUUAAAGUUCCAAUUUUCUGAUAACACUUGUUAAAAAGUAAAAUAUUGUUGGAAAGUCAUAAUAUUUAUUUGAAGAGAGUUCUUUAAACUGUUUAUUUGGCUGCAAAGAAAUAUUGUAUGGUGUCUUCAAAAGCUACUGAGAAUAAACCAUAUUCACUUCCUUACCUAAGUUGUUAAGCAGAUAAAUUUGAUUUUCUCAUGAUCAUAAGAGCAUGUUUUGUCUUCAAAUCAGCUCGAUAAUCAACCCGUGAAGAAUGUUGAUAUUAUGAUAAUAUUAU
Molecule: messenger RNA, 2997 nt
Organism: Bolinopsis microptera
Lineage: Eukaryota; Metazoa; Ctenophora; Tentaculata; Lobata; Bolinopsidae
Exons: 6
Coding region: 312-1538 (408 amino acids)
Source: RefSeq, a predicted model, not a curated record